Grosmannia clavigera kw1407 is the source of this 2037-nucleotide messenger RNA. RefSeq lists its product as uncharacterized. The record is from RefSeq and is a predicted model, not a curated record. Bases 1 to 2037 code for a protein of 678 amino acids. NCBI's taxonomy places the organism in Eukaryota, Fungi, Ascomycota, Sordariomycetes, Ophiostomatales, Ophiostomataceae. The transcript is spliced from 3 exons.
AUGCCCGAAUUUGUCGAGGACCCCACGCCAGUUUUUGGGCUUGGCUUUCCCAGUCGGGUCAUGGCUCGAUCCUCCUCGACGACUACUUGUAUCGAAAAUAGCAAUGAGAACCUCUGUGAGAAACCGGCCGCCAACACAGGCAUCACCAUUCCUGUUGUGCUGGGUUGCGUAAACAUGAAGAAGCUGAGGAGCGAGGACCAGAACGAUGCCCACAAGUCCUGGGACUUUGGCAUGACCAUGAACCAGGCUGGUGUUCAGGGGGCGAGACCGAAGCGCAAGAGUGUCUUUGGCCUCAACGGAGAGAAAACUCCCGGGCAGCGUCAGCUUUCGAUCGAUAUGAACUUGUCCAGCCCGUAUCUGCUUCCGCCCGAGAUACACAACUCCCGCGAUACGCUCAGCACGCUGGCCCGCUCCAUUCAUGAAAAUGAAGACCCGUACCGUCCGGUGACUUCGUACGGUGCGAGCGACGGAGCAUCGCUUCGUUCUUACCAGAAGGAUACCCGAGCAAAGUCCCCAGGCGUCCCUCCUCCGUACCCGGACAAGGAGACGCAGCCGUUUUCGGUGGCUGUGCCGAAGAGUUCGCUUGUGAAGGACUCGUUUGCCAAGGAGACAAUGGCGGAUAUCGACAGCGUCAAGAAAUCACGAUUCGAUAACUCUGUCACCGUUACCGAGCUUCAGAUUCCUGCCACAGCCGCAUCGAGACUUUCCCAGCCGAGCACCCCGGUGUCGCCUCGUCCACGGGACCUCGAUCUGCCCAAGCUUGCUAGCCCGCAGUCGGAAGCAGGCGAAGAGCUGUUUAUCUACGACAAGCCGGCCCCAGUCAUACACGACGACGCUCGCAACCGUGCCGACUCUGUUCCAAACUCUCGUUCAAACCAUCAGUCUUCUGCCGGUCAAUUCGCGUUCAACGUCACGUCUAUCCCAGACAUGCCACAGGACGACGGCGAGCUACGUCUGGCCGGACCCCAGCAAUCGCAGGAGGACCGUGGCCGGGCUCAGCACAGGCGCCAGUCAUCCGAGUAUCCACCAGAGGAAGGUGCAGCGCAGCCGUCGGGCCUGGAUCUGCCCCGGACGGAAAACAGACGUCUGUCUGUCGGAUUCCGCCCUCUGCCGCCUGAUGAGAUCAUCGAGUCGGAAGACCCGGAGACACGAGCCAACCGCAUCCGUUCGUUCUACAAGGAAUACUUUGAGGACUCCAAGCCGGACAUGGCCGAGUACAACCAACACUACCCGCCCAAUGGUUUGCCGGCACAAUACCGCAACGCUGCUGCUAAAGGCGGUCCUCAGAGCCCGCCAAACCCCAGUGACUCGGGGGCUUAUUUCGACCCGAACUCGAACACAUUCGUGAUGCCGUAUGCACAGCCCGUCUCUCGGCGUGCUAUGACACCGCCUCCGUCUGGUUCGAGGUUCCCGGCUGGCGGACGUCCCCGUUUUGGUCCGGGCCACCACGGCUCGCUGGGAGGUAUGUCUCCAGGCAUGCGUCCAGGAUCAUCGGCGUCGAACAUCCGGAGUGGUUCCUCCUUGGGCCCUCGUCCGAGCCCGGGUCCUCGCAAGCCGGCUGCACCGCUGGCACCGCCACCAGCUCUGCUUACCCUUCCCACACCGUCUAAGCUGACGGAUGACGGUCUGUCGUUGUUGGGAGCCAUCGACUUCGCCCCGCCUCCUACCAUUGCCGAACACGUAUCUGGCCGGCCGCAGAGCCCGAUGGGUGAGCGGCGGCCGUACCAGAUGAAGGUGCCAGCCAGCUCGCCGUUGGUGUCGGCAUUCGAGGAGAUGGCCGUCCUUCCUAGCCCUCAUGUCCUCCGCAAGUCUAGCACAUUUACUGGCCUGGACUUUGCGCCUCCACGCAAGUUCAAGGACCCUGACGUUAUGAGCGAUGCGGGAAGCAUUCGGAGCAACCGCAGCGGUAUCUCGGCGGCACAGCAGGUGGCCAUUCGCAACGGUGCCGGCCGUAUCAGCCGGUUGCCGGAAGAUACGAUUUUCACACCGGCUGCAAUGGCUGACCAGUUGAAGCCUUCUUGGAACCUGCGCACUUGA